UAAGAACAUAAGAAAGGAGGAACACUGCAGCAGGCCUGUUGGCCCAUACUAGGAAGGAAAAUAAGAAGCUGCAGCAACAUUCAGAAGAGAUGAAGAAAGAUAAUACUAAUGAAUGGACACUGGUGGGCAAAAAAGGGAUUAGGAUUGAUAUAAAGAGUAGUAAAGGAGGAGACGUAGAGAGUGUCAACUUCUCAUUACUGUACGAGGAAAACACAGAGGAAGGGUCAACUAAACAAAAUCAAGUGAGUGAGGUGAAGAAGUUGAACUCUAAUGGGGAGCAGCAGGUCCUACACAAUAUAUAUCUCCGGGAAAAGCUGAAAGACCUGCAAAAAUACUUGGAGAAUGAUUUGAGUAAUAUUGUGGAAAAGCGCUUGGAAGAAUUUGAAGAGGAGAGCCUUCCUGUAGCAGGAUGUCUGGUCAGAAGUUCAACCUCGUCUUUUUCUGCUCUCACACAGUCGUACGACAGAGGCAAGGACCCGGUGAUUUUCCCUAGUCGUUUGUACUUUGCCUUCCACCCUUGGGUUAAAAGGGGAAUUACUGACGUUAACCAUGUAGAGAGCAAUUUUAACAUCUUCGUUCUAUCUUGGGUUUUGGGCUUUUUCUUCAACAAAAUUUUAGGGGGAAAAGUCAUCCAUACUGGAAGCCCAAAUCUAGAUCUUUCCCUCAUAAUCUGGGCCUUUGGUGAACUUGACCGAGUAAUUGUGAUAUGGGUUUGCAUGUUCACGAGUACGUCAGUCCUGGUCUACAUAAGCUUCCACCACUGGGCACACUUCAGACAUACUGUGCCAGUUGUGUAUGACACAGUUGGAGGACUUGUAUAUGUGGCAUACCUGAUCCUCUUCCUCUAUCUGCCUUUAGAGUCUCUCCUCUAUAAUGCACUUCCUCCAGCAUCCUCUUUCAUUAUUCUGUGUGAACAAGUUAGAAUGUUUAUGAAGACUUGGGCGUUUGUAAGAAGUAACCUCAGUCGUGCCGUCAAAUACAAAAAAGACGAAGAAAUUCAGGUCAAAAGUAUCUGUCCAGACUUUUCACACUACCUGUAUUUCCUCUUUGCACCAACUUUAGUUUAUAGAGAUGAAUAUCCAAGAAAUGAAAGAUGUGACUGGCAGAAAGUGAUUAAUGACUUAAGCCAAGUUAUUGGUUGUUUAUUUUAUACUCACUUUCUGUUUGUGCGGUUUUGUGUACCUGUCUUCCGGAAGUUUGGUCAGGAGUCUUUCACUACGACCAACCUGAUGGUGGCAGUAUUUUCAUGCAUGUUUCCCGGCUCGCUGGUACUCUUGUGUGGGUUCUUUGCCAUCCUUCAUGCCUGGCUGAAUGCAUUUGCCGAAAUGAUGCGCUUUGCUGACAGAAUGUUCUAUAAGGAUUGGUGGAACUCGACAUCCUAUGCUCGGUUCUACCGAACUUGGAACUGCGUAGUACAUGAUUGGCUGUACGAAUAUGUGUACAGGGACAUUGUUUACUGGCAGAGAAAACAGGGCGAAGGCUGCGCACGGCUUCGAUGCUUCCCAAUGCUGGUGGUGUUUUUUAUAUCUUCGGUGGUGCAUGAAUACAUCUUCGCCUUUGCAUUUAAGUUCUUUUAUCCGGUCCUUCUCAUCAUGUUUGGAGGCUUUGGAGUUGCCUUUAUGUUUGUAAACAGUAAUGCUCGUCAGUUCAACAUCUUCCUCUGGGUUACCCUAAUACUUGGUACAGGCAUUUUAAUGUGUUUAUACAGCAUGGAGUGGUAUGCUCGCAUCAACUGCCCGCCUCUUUAUGAGGGGUUCCUUGACUACCUGGUGCCACGGAGCUUAGUUUGUGAAUUUUCACAAGGUUAGAAAAAAAGUAUCGAAACCUUUUGUAAUGUAUUUUUUGAAUGACCAAGUUAAUAUGUAUUACUAACUUAUAUUACUGAUAUACAGAAUUAAUUUAUCAGUCUGCAGUAUAUAAACAUUUGUGUAUAUAAUGCCAUCGUUCUUCACUAAAUAUUUUAGUAGUAUAGUACAAAGAAAAUAUGACAUAAUUUGAAUGUAUUGUACAUUACCAAAAUCUGUAAUACUGUGGUACAAAUGAUUUUUAUUCCAAUACUACACUAUAAAAAACUAAGGAGAAAUUACACAAACAUUAUAUUAGAAGAAUGUCACCACAAUACUCACACUUUGGACAGAUAACUUUCAGCGAUGUUUUGGUCCAGUCUGGACCAAAACAUCGCUGAAGAAACUUAAGACCUGGUAAUGAUCCACAUUGGACUGAAACGUUGUCUGAAGUUUUCUCUCCAAGUGAAGAUUAUUUGUUACUACACAUGUGUUCACGGAAGAAAAUGUGAGUAAUAACACAAUUGCAAACAAACCACGGAACAGAUGAGGUUUGAACCCAUGGCUUACACACUGCUCAGGAGUUGUAUGCCUCACUUGCCAUAGGUUCUAACCUCACCUGUUCCCUGUUUUUUUAGUGUGAAUAAAUUUGUGGGACAGU
Molecule: messenger RNA, 2445 nt
Organism: Cherax quadricarinatus
Lineage: Eukaryota; Metazoa; Arthropoda; Malacostraca; Decapoda; Parastacidae
Source: RefSeq, a predicted model, not a curated record